AUCGCAUAGGUUUCGAUGCCGCUUAUGUCUUAUGUCCCUUGCUCACCACCAAGCAUAACGACCAUCCGUUGCACAUAGUGAUCUCCAGGUUUCGCACGAUGUCGCAUACCUCUCCGCGCCAGCUACUCCUCCUCGCGGACCACCUCAAGCUGUCCCUACUCGAGCGCCAGCGUGCCGUCUCCCUCAACAUCGAUGCCGGCAAGCAAGACGCGCAGAUUACCCGCUCACUAGAGGAUCUGCAUGACGGUCUUGAGCAGUUAGAAGCACAUGCUCGCGAUCAUGAAACGCCAGAAGAGAAUGACUCGGACCUGUCACGGCUCAGGAAACAGUAUAACGAGCUUUAUGCGCAUUUCCACGGCACAGCGCCUACUUCAUCCGAGCUGAAACGGCCAAACGACGCCAACCUUAAGCAAGACUUUGACGCCGCUAUAGCAGCUCCACAGCCACGGCGUAGCAAGAGUGUCCGUUUCCGGGACAACCCUGACGAAGAUGACCCCGAACAUCAAGCCAACAGAACGGCCCUGCUCGCUGAGGGCGAGCGAUACAGAGACGAACCGCAAGAUUCCAAUCAGUCACAGAUGGACAAUGAGCAGAUUCACGCUUAUCAUAAGCAAGUCAUUCAGGAUCAGGAUCAGCAGCUGCAGACGCUCGGUCAAAGCGUUAGCCGACAACGUAUGCUUGGUAUCCAGAUUGGCGACGAACUUGACGAGCAUAAUGUCAUGCUUGACGAUGUGGAGAGCGGCGUCGACAGGCAUCAGAGCACACUCGACAGAGCACGCCGGAGGCUGGAGAACGUAGCGCGCAAGGGCCGGCAAAACUGGAGCUGGGUCACUAUCGGGAUACUGAUAUUCAUCUUGGUCCUGCUCAUCGUAGUACUAAAGUGA
Molecule: messenger RNA, 884 nt
Organism: Baudoinia panamericana UAMH 10762
Lineage: Eukaryota; Fungi; Ascomycota; Dothideomycetes; Mycosphaerellales; Teratosphaeriaceae
Exons: 1
Coding region: 99-884 (261 amino acids)
Source: RefSeq, a predicted model, not a curated record